Messenger RNA from Poeciliopsis prolifica (blackstripe livebearer), 2041 nucleotides. RefSeq names its product programmed cell death 2 (gene pdcd2). The record is from RefSeq and is a predicted model, not a curated record. NCBI's taxonomy places the organism in Eukaryota, Metazoa, Chordata, Actinopteri, Cyprinodontiformes, Poeciliidae. Gene Ontology annotation, cellular component: cytoplasm; nucleus.
CAGUGUGUUGUGGGGAUUUCUGAAGAGGAGUAUCUGCCUUCUCUGUGUCAGCGGGUUGUUUUGAUCAAGUUAGUUUUUAGAAGUGAAAAACAUGUCCUCUCCCGAGGUGGUUCUGGGUUUCCUUGAAGAAGCAGAACCGUGGCGGCUCCAGUCUCCGCAGUUCCCCAGCAAGGUCGGAGGGAAGCCGGCGUGGCUCAGCCAGAGGGGCCUGCCCGAGUCCGACCUGGAGUGUGAGAAAUGCGGGUUGCCCAUGGUCUUCCUGCUGCAGGUUUACGCACCCAUUUCGAGUCAGGACAGAAGUUUCCACAGGACGCUUUUCCUGUUCUGCUGCAGAACUCCUGAGUGUUACUCCCACAACGACAGCCGCUGCCUGAAAGUUUUCAGAAGUCAGCUCCCCAGGAAGAAUGACUUCUACUCCUACGACCCUCCUCCAGAUGAUGAACCACAGACCGUCUCUGAAGAGGACAACAACGUUUUAUCCGUCUCAGGAGUCAAGCUGUGCUGGGUGUGUGGUUGCCCUGGAAACAAGGCCUGCUCCCGCUGCCACACCGUGACCUACUGCGGUAAACACCACCAGACUGUCCACUGGAAACAUUCCCACAAGAAGGAGUGCCUGAGCGCAGCGCUGCCGUCGGCUUCUGUCUCUCCCUUCCUGUUCCCCGAGUCUGAGCUCGUCACUGAGCCUGAAGAGGGAGAGGAGGAAGGAGGCGACGCACAGAGUGGAGGGGAAGAAGAACAGAAAAGUACUGAAGGUCCUUCCUUGUCUGACACUCUGGCAGAAGCAGAUCUGGAGGAGAUGGCGUUGCACGAGACUGAAGACGACAAAGUGUUCCAGCGGUUCAAGAAGAAGAUCGCCUCCGAGCCGCACCAGGUGAUUCGUUACAGUCGAGGAGGCCGACCCCUCUGGGUCUCAUCCAGUCACGUCCCUGCAGUGGAGCAGAUCCCAGCAUGCAGCUGCGGCGCCAACAGGACCUUUGAGUUUCAGGUGAUGCCUCAGCUGUUAAGCAGCCUCUGCGUGGACUCGACCGGAGCCAGCGUCGACUGGGGAACCGUUACGGUCUACAGCUGCUCCGCCAGCUGUGACCAGGGAGACCAGUACCGCCCGGAGUUCGUCUGGAAGCAGGACUUUGAACUGAGUCAGCAAAGAGACACGUAGCGCCGACCUGCUGGCUGUGGUCGCAGAAAACAGAAGAUAAAGCACUCAAAUCGACACUUUCAAGUCCUUUGAGAUUGUUUUUUAUUUCAGUUUAAAAAUAAAAUAAGCUGGUAUUUAAUAAUUAUACAGUUUUAUUGAAAACUUUACUUCGAUUUAUCAGAGCUGGCUGAUGAAUCGAUUUUAUCCUAAUUAAUUUUCUGUUUGACUUUUGUAAUAUUUUUUUAAUGUACUCUUUGGGUUUAAAUUUUUCAGAACAACGGCCGUUUUGUUAGACAAGUGUGCUUCACAGCUAUUUAUUUGAAAAUUAAAUUCAGCUCAACUCAAAGAAUGAUUGAAGUAAGAGGGUUUUUUGAAGAUGUUUUAUAUUUUUAAAGGAAACAGUAAGCAGUAGAGACUGAAAUUAGAAAUAUGUCUUGCUGUAAAAUUGUAGAUAUUUUUUAAGCCAUGUCACCUAACCUUAUUUGGCAUAUUUGUUCGCUCAGGGUAUUACAUUUCAAAUAUAUUUAACCCUGGACUUUAAUUAGACCACUCAAAAGACCAAAUGUUUUGAUCCAUUCGGGUCAGAUGUUCUUCAGAAUUUUCUGCCUCAUUCAUUUUUGGAUGAUGGCUCUGACCGAUUUGUAACAAUUUUCUAACUAUUUGAAUGUCCAAAAUAAAACUUUUCUCUCCCAUUUUGAAUUUAUUUAGAUCAGAACAUGUUUUGCUUUUUGAAAUAUUUUUAGCCUACUUCAUGCUAAUCAGGCUCAGAUGUGGUUAAACUUUAACAUGUUUCUCAUAAUUAAACGAACAAUCGUUUCAUUCACUUAAAUAAAUUUAAUAAGAAUGUGACUUAAUAAAAAUAGUGUUACUGCAAAAGAAGACAGUUUUAACUGGAGGCAGUAUGUA